This is a messenger RNA of Knipowitschia caucasica, 2184 nucleotides long. NCBI's taxonomy places the organism in Eukaryota, Metazoa, Chordata, Actinopteri, Gobiiformes, Gobiidae. The record is from the annotation of a GenBank genome assembly.
AUGCCCCACGACCCUGAUCGUCCUCCGGCUAAAAGGUUCAAGCCGGGGUCCGUUCUUUUCAGUCUUAACCAAAGGAAACCUGGGAUGCUGCUGCCCAGAAAAGGAAAUGCCAGCACGCCUUUAGACGUCCAAAGAAAACAGCUGCCAAUUUACCAGGCUAAACCUCAGCUACUCAACCACCUGAGACAGCUUCACAAUGCCAUCUUAAUUGGUGAGACUGGUUCUGGAAAAACUACUCAGAUUCCACAGUACCUAUAUGAGGCUGGUAUUGGGCGACAGGGCAUCAUUGCUAUCACACAACCUCGGAGAGUUGCUGCUAUUUCACUAGCAGCAAGGGUUGCGGAGGAGAGGAGAACUCAACUUGGAAAACUGGUGGGUUAUACUGUCCGCUUUGAAGAUCUAACAUCAUUUGAGACCAAGAUAAAAUUUAUGACUGAUGGCAUGCUACUUCGAGAAGCCAUUGGAGACCCCUUACUUCUACGUUACACAGUGGUGAUUUUAGAUGAGGCUCACGAGCGCACAGUGCACACUGAUGUGCUGUUUGGGGUUGUGAAGACUGCUCAGAGACGCCGCAAAGAGUUGAGCAAAAUGCCACUGAAGGUCUUAGUCAUGUCAGCUACUAUGGAUGUGGAUCUAUUUUCUGAAUACUUUAACAAGUCUCCUGUGCUCUACCUGGAGGGAAGGCAACAUCCCAUUGAGAUUUUCUACACAAAACAAUCACAGUCAGACUAUCUUCAAGCUGCACUGGUCACCAUCUUUCAAAUACAUCAGGAAGCACUACCCUCCCAAGAUAUUUUGGUUUUCAUGACAGGCCAAGAAGAAAUUGAGGCUCUUGCCAGAACAUGCAGAGAUAUUGCCAAGCACCUUCCUGACGGCUGUUGUCCUAUGAUUGUCAUCCCUCUUUAUGCAUCCCUGCCACCAGUGCAGCAGCUCAGGGUUUUCCAGCCUGCUCCCAAGGGAAGUAGAAAGGUUAUUUUGUCAACAAACAUUGCUGAAACUUCAGUUACAAUCUCUGGGAUCAAAUAUGUUAUAGACACUGGCAUGGUAAAGGCAAAGCGCUUCAACCCUGAGAGUGGUCUAGAGGUGUUAGCUGUGCAGAGAGUUUCAAAAGCCCAGGCGUGGCAGCGGACAGGGCGGGCUGGUAGAGAAGACUCUGGCUUCUGCUAUCGCCUCUACACUGAGGACGAGUUUGAUAAUCUUAUCCCCAUGACAGUGCCUGAGAUUCAAAGGUGUAACUUGGCAGGGGUAAUGCUUCAACUUAUGGCGUUGGGCGUUCCAGAUGUGAUGAAUUUUGAUUUCAUGUCGAAACCUUCAUCAGAGGCUGUUUCUUCUGCUGUGGAGCAUUUGGAGUUGUUGGGCGCACUAGAGAAGAAAAAUGGACAAGUUGUUCUCACUGCUCUGGGGAAGAAAAUGGCCAGCUUUCCUCUGGAGCCAAGAUAUGCAAAAGCAAUUCUACUGUCUCCAGACUUCUCUUGUUCAGAAGAAGUCAUCUGCAUCGUUUCCUUACUGUCAGUGGACACUGUGCUGUACAACCCUCCAGCUCGACGAGAUGAGGUGUUGGCUGCUCGGAAGAAGUUCACCUCCAGUGAAGGAGAUCACAUAACUUUACUUAGUAUUUACAGGGCCUUCAAGAAAGUCAGUGGCAACAAGGACUGGUGUCGAGAGAAUUUUGUCAACAGCAGAAAUAUGAGUCUAGUAAAAGAAGUCCAAGCACAGCUCAAAGAAAUUUGCCUUAAGUUAAAUUUGAAGCUGGUUUCCUGUGGGGCAGACACAGGAAGUGUGCGCAGGUGUCUUGCACAUGGCAUGUUUGUCAACGCAGCAGAGCUUCAGCCGGAUGGAACCUACUUGGCAUUGGAUACCCAUCAGCUUGUAGCUAUCCAUCCGUCUUCAGUCCUGUUCCAGGCAAAGCCAGCCUACGUCGUCUUCAACGAACUGUUGCACACAUCCCGUUGCUACAUGAGGGACCUGUGUUUGGUGGAUGCUGACUGGCUCAUGGAGGCAGCGCCUGAAUACUUUGCACAGGUGUCAGAUGCGAGAGGUCACCGUGUCCUCCACACGUGUGCUCCGCAGACUGCCAUCAGACUGCCAUACUCUGAACUGAAGCGGCACAGUCCGCCUUUCCAAUGCGUCAGUCCCUUCCUCGGUUCGGGCUUCGCCUCUAUGCCCGGUAGUGCGAGCUCCUAG